AUGACUAGUUCUAAUAUUUUGCUGGAUCAUCAAGACGCCAAACAAGAUGUAGAAAAUAAUACAAAUUACAUGGCUAGGACAACUAAGAGAUGGGUUGAACCUGGUAUGAGAUUAAGCCCGAAACAUUCAAACAACGGCGAUUCUGUACAUGAACCUGUUUUUGACGUCGAGGAUUUUAUUUCACCUGGCCAAUUAUAUUCCACAGAAUCUGGUUGUUUGUUCCAUGCUGGUAGAAUAUUGAUUGUGUUAGUAGGUUUACCUGCAACCUCUAAAACAUUAUUGUCGGUAGCUAUAACUAGGUAUACAAGAUGGUUAGGUGUAAGAACCGAGUCCUUCCAUUUAUCCAAAUAUACCAAAGCGAAUACAAAUAUCCCAUCUUUCUUAUCAGAUGAAUUUUCAACUGUAGCAGGAGCCGAAUUUAAAGAAGAAAUUAUUAGUAAAGUGACUGAAGAUAUGAUGAAGUUCUUUGAUAACGGUAAGGGACAAAUUGCAAUAUAUGAUGCACUAAAUAUCAGAAAGAGUGAAAGAGCUAACAUUAAGAAAACUUUCGAAAAAAAUAAUGUAAAAGUACUUUUCGUUGAAUCGAUUGUCACUGACCCAAAUCUAAUAACCAAGAAUAUCGAAUUAGCCAUUCAAUCGGAAGAUUAUAAAAGUUGGGGGAAACAUGAAGCAAUUAAGGAUUAUACAAAGAGAAUUACAGAAAAUGAAUCCUUAUAUGAAAGAAUGUCUCCAAUAGAAGGUGUAUCUUAUAUCAAAUAUUUGAAUUUUGGUGAAAGAAUUAUAAUGAAUAACACGAAUUAUGGGUAUCUUGUGAAUAAGAUCGUCUUCUUCCUAAUGAAUCUAAGCAAUAAACAGGGUUGUGUUUAUCUAUCUAGAUGUGGUAGAAGUAAUUCAGAUAAAUAUAUAGAUGAUGAGGUUUUAAAUGAAGAAGGGUUGAGAUUUUCUAAGAAAUUAACAAAAAUAGUGAUAGAUAGAGUUAAAGAAAAAAGGUUAGAAAGGAAGGCUAAAGCGAUGGAAUUUAAUAAAAACUCUAAAGAUACAUCAGUAACAGCAGACACCUCCGAGGAAAAUAGUGAGAAUCUAGAACCUAAUUCAUUGGCAGUAUGGACUGCUGAAAGAAAAAGAACAUACGAUACAGCAAUGUUUUUCAAGAAACAUGGAUUCGAUGUACGAAAGAGAUCACAAUUAAAGCAAUUACACCCUGGUGUAGUUGCUGAUAUGACAUUUGAUGAAAUCGAAGAAAAGUAUCCAAAGGAAUACGAAGAAUAUUUAAGAGAUCCCUAUCAUUAUCGUUUCUCAAGGGCUGAAUCGUAUCAUGAUCUAGCUGUGAGAAUGGAACCCUUAUUGUUAGAAUUAGAACAUAUGCAUAACGAUAUAUUGAUUAUUGCUCAUGAGUCUACUUUAAGGGUAUUAUAUGGUUAUUUUAUGGCAUGUACAAGUUUAGAGGUUCCAACUAUGGAUUUUACCAGAAAUCAGCUGGUUGAGAUAUCAUUCAAUCCAUUCAACAAUGUAGUGACACGAAUCCCUAUUGAUAUUUAA
Messenger RNA from Maudiozyma barnettii, 1539 nucleotides. RefSeq names its product bifunctional fructose-2,6-bisphosphate 2-phosphatase/6-phosphofructo-2-kinase. The transcript has a single exon. Gene Ontology annotation, cellular component: cytosol. Lineage: Eukaryota; Fungi; Ascomycota; Saccharomycetes; Saccharomycetales; Saccharomycetaceae. The record is from RefSeq and is a predicted model, not a curated record. The coding region runs from base 1 to 1539 and encodes 512 amino acids. Gene Ontology annotation, molecular function: fructose-2,6-bisphosphate 2-phosphatase activity; ATP binding; 6-phosphofructo-2-kinase activity. Gene Ontology annotation, biological process: fructose 2,6-bisphosphate metabolic process; fructose metabolic process.